AUGGAGAGAGUUCUUCCUGAAGAAAUCAUACUACACAUAUUUGUUAGGGUUCCAUUUGAAUCUGUUUGUGAAUGCAGAUUAGUAUCAAAGACAUGGAAACACUUCAUCUCUCAUCUUUCUAAGGUUAAUACCCCUCCUUCAGAUUCAAAGAUUAGUUUCAUUUUCCUCAAUAUGUUACCAAAAGAUAAAGUGCAGCUUCUCUCUUUAGAAUAUGAUAAUAAUAAUGAACAACCACAAUCUCAACUCAGAAUCUCCAAGAUGAAUCAUCCACUCAUUAGCAGAGAUGAUUGUAAGUCGAUGUCAUUCGGUAUAACUAAAUUUUGGGAGAAAAAGUCUGUGAUAAUUGGUUCUUCUAAUGGUUUGAUUUGUUUAUCUAUACCUAUAGAUGGUAGAUAUGGGGCUUUUAAUGAUCCUCUCUAUAUCUGUAAUCCUGUUACUAGAGAAUACAUACUGUUACCAAUUUGUGGUGAAAAAUGUCGUCGAAAUGUAUUUGGGUUUGGUUACAACGACAAAACGAAUGAGUAUAAGGUGGUUAGAAUCUCCUAUGAAUCAGAUGAACAUACAGAACCAGGACAAGUUCAGGUAUACACUAUUGGGGCUGGUACGGGCUGGAGAAACAAAGGGGAGAUUGCUUAUUCGUUGCAGACGAAUAAUUCUCAUUCACCGGGUGUGCAUGCAGAUGGAGAGAUUUAUUGGUUGCACCAAAAGAUACUACCAUGGAAAGCUGAGGUUCCUGGUAAACUAAUGAAAUCGAACUUUGAUAGAAUUGUGGCCUUCAAUCUGGCAGAUGAGGUGUUCCGUCUGCUCCCUAUGCUGCCUGAUUACCCUCUCCUGCCUGGUGACCCAAAUUUUGCACUUCCUUGUUAUUAUCGAAUCCAAGUUUUAGGAGGCUGCUUGUGUUAUAUGCGUUUAGAAGGUUCUGCUGAUGUAUGGUCAUUUAAUAAGAAAAAUGAUAGUAGCGGUGGUAGCUUUAACGAAAAGGAAGAGGAUUCCUCCAAUUGGAGUUUGGCAGGCACCUUGCAAUCCGAACGUGACUGUGGUAAGGAUUUCUUGGCCCUCACGAAGAACGGGGAGAUUUUAUACUGGGAUGAUGAAAAAACUUACUUAAGUUAUAACCUGAGAACUGAAAGUAUAAAAGAGCUUCUGAAUGAUGUUACUACUGGUUUGGAUGUUUUUGAAACCAUUCGUCAUGAGUAUAGCUUUGUUUCAUUGGAAGCGUUAGGAGAAGAGAAUGUUAGGAUGUUUGGUCGAAUCAACUGA
Molecule: messenger RNA, 1260 nt
Organism: Papaver somniferum (opium poppy)
Lineage: Eukaryota; Viridiplantae; Streptophyta; Magnoliopsida; Ranunculales; Papaveraceae
Product: F-box protein At3g07870-like
Exons: 1
Coding region: 1-1260 (419 amino acids)
Molecular function (GO): protein binding
Source: RefSeq, a predicted model, not a curated record